Molecule: messenger RNA, 1790 nt
Organism: Cuscuta campestris
Lineage: Eukaryota; Viridiplantae; Streptophyta; Magnoliopsida; Solanales; Convolvulaceae
Source: the annotation of a GenBank genome assembly
GAGGCAACGCAUUCAGAACCCUAAAAUGGUCAAUUCCUCCCAUCAAGCCGUCGGGGCGGAGGGAGGGAUCUUGACGGUACAUUUCCUCAAAGCAAACCACCGCUGAAUCGACAGCGGAGGUGGAAGGAUUGGAAUCAGCAGACGCCAUGAGAACGGAGAAGAGGGACUAACCUUCAAAUGGAAGCGGCAACGACGACUGAAGCGAAUGGAGACGGCGAACAGGAUCAACGGCAAGGCUGCGACGCAAAAAUGGCGAAAGUGGAGAAGAUUGGGAGAAUCCCCAAUUUUAUACAUUAGAGGGAUCCGACCCGACUUAAUGAAAAGGCACAAUUGCAAAGAGACGUGGCGCUUCUUCAGGCGCACGAUCAAGAACCAUCGCGAACGGUUGACAAAGGAACAGUACAGAGACGUUGCGUCUCCCAAGUAGUACAAUCAUACUUCUCAGAAUCGAGGGAACACGUGCAAAAUUUUGCCAGUUGGGACACUCCCCCCCCUCGUCAGUACUCGAAUGGGGCAGUGGGGGACUCCUACACAUGGCAGAGAUUUUAAAUUUUCAAAUUCAAAAACUCCAACUCUUAGAUUACUUCCCUCGGCUUCGCUACGCUCAGCCGAGGAAGUGGGGGACUCAUGAUGGAUACCCUGGACAGGGGGUAUCCGGUCUUUGUAUAGUAUUAGUCGGGAAGGUCCAGUUUGUGCGAUCGGCCCGUUAGUCGUUUAUCAAUUACUUAUUUAGGGCGGCCCAGCCUGUUGGGCCGGCCCAUUGGUCUUUGUAUGUAAACCCUAGCCCUAACUCUCCCAUUAUAUAUACCCCUCUUCUUAGAAGAGGGAGAGGGGAGGGAGGAAUCUCAUCCUACACACACACCACACGAGGAGCUCAUUCCAUGCUCCGGACUUACGUUCUAAGUGAUACUCUUACCAGCACAUUAUUACUCUCAAUCCCCUUGACCCCUCAUACCUUGUGCGCUCGUGCUUAGUUCGAUACUCAUCUGCCUAGUUACCUAGGCCCCCGGGUUCCAUAACCCAACAUUGGUGCUCUCGUUGAGAGUGUCGAACACAUCAAGCGUGCUCCAAAAACAAAAAAAACAAACAAGAGUGGUCCUUCCAAAUCUUUGUGGUGGGAUUCGGUCGCUGUUCUUGGAUUCCCCACCAUCGCCGACUAGAUCUGUCAUUGGCCGACCACCGCCGGCUUCGAGACACCACUCAUCGCCGGCCAGAUCUUGAUUCCGCGCACAGAUCUUCGAGGUUCAACAACAGCAACUUCGGAUUUGGUAACAGCUCCAGAUUUGACGGUGGUCAAGGGCGUCGCUGUCCCUGCGGUCGGCGAUACCAGCUUCGCCGGCCAACAGUGCUCCGCUGACCAGCAGUGCUCCAAUUACGACCCGACCCAGACGGAAAUCCUUCCACCAGCGGCGGGUCAGCAGUUCUGGGUUUUACAGCGGCCAUUCCUGCAAGCCGCUCCCUGCUUCGUUCAAGUUUCCGGCGACCGCUUCCGACGGCAGAUCAUUGACCAAACAACCGCAACAGCAGACCGGUGCAGCCGAAGACGAGCAAGCUCGGAUCUAAAGCCUGACUACCACACCAGUCCCGGCCGGCAGCGACCCACCGCCAUCCCUCCGGUCAUGGCCUCUCGGUGUGCAGGCCUACCCUGUAGACGUCGACCCCAGCGUGAUUCAAUGGUCAAUCCGACAAGUGCGCAAGCCUCCUGGAUGCGUGGGACUUUUGAUGCGCAAGACUGUUGCUCCUGUCAAUCUGUCGGCAAUAUUAUAAAAAAAGAAAGAAGCCUAUACUUU